UAAAGCUAAGGAAUAAAACAAAGACUCUCAUAUCAAAGCAGACACAGGUAGCUUGCUAUUCUCAAUCACCAUGAGGCUUCACUUCGCUAUCAUUUCCAUUGCUGCUUUGGCUCUAUGCACUUCUGCAGAUUACAUUUCGGUUAAUUUUAGUUAUAGUGGUCAAAAUGGACCUGCGAACUGGGGAAGAUUGAGUCCAUCUUAUGCAGCCUGCUCAAAUGGGAAAGCACAGAGUCCUGUGGAACUUAUCAAAACUGAUAUUUUCAUGAACAAGGAGUUGAAGAAUAUUGCAACAAAUUAUCUCCUUGCCAAUGCCACGUUGGUUAACAACGAAUUUAAUAUUGGGGUUCACUUCGAAGGGAAAGUAGGAGACAUUAACAUAAAUGGAAAAAACUACUCCUUGAAACAACUGCACUGGCAUUCGCCAUCAGAGCACAAGGCAAAUGGUCGUAUACAUGACGCAGAGCUCCAUCUAGUCCACUUGACCGAAGAUAUAAAGAACAUAGCAGUUGUGGCAGUGCUUUACAGAUUAGGUGAUCCAGAUCCUCUGAUAUCCCAGUUUGAAGAGAAGUUGGUUGAGUUAGGUAAUAAGAAGGAAAUUGCAAUUGGGAGCUUUGAUUUAGAAGAAAUAAAUAGAAGCAGCAGAAGAAGGUAUUAUAGAUAUGUUGGCUCUCUCACCACUCCACCAUGCAAAGAGGGUGUCAUUUGGACCAUUCUUGGAAAGUUGAGGACACUAUCCACCCAACAACUCAACCUCCUCAAGGCACCAUUGAACCCACAGUUUAAACACAAUGCAAGGCCUCUUCAGCAGAUUAAUGGACGUAAAAUAGAGAUGUAUUACCACCCUAAAACAACCACCAUGGGACUC
This is a messenger RNA of Vigna umbellata (rice bean), 865 nucleotides long. RefSeq names its product alpha carbonic anhydrase 1, chloroplastic. NCBI's taxonomy places the organism in Eukaryota, Viridiplantae, Streptophyta, Magnoliopsida, Fabales, Fabaceae. The record is from RefSeq and is a predicted model, not a curated record. Gene Ontology annotation, biological process: one-carbon metabolic process. Gene Ontology annotation, molecular function: carbonate dehydratase activity; zinc ion binding.